Pipistrellus nathusii (Nathusius's pipistrelle) is the source of this 1698-nucleotide messenger RNA. Lineage: Eukaryota; Metazoa; Chordata; Mammalia; Chiroptera; Vespertilionidae. The record is from the annotation of a GenBank genome assembly.
AUGCCCGGCAUGAUGGAGAAAGGGCCCGAGCUGCUGGGGAAGAACCACCGGGCGGCCAACGGCAGCGCCAAGAGCCCCGCGGGCGGCGGCGGCGGCGGCGGCGCCUCGUCCACCAACGGCGGCGGCGGCGGCGGCGGCGGCGGCGGCGGCGGGCUGCCCUCCUCGGAGCCCGAGAGCGGCUGCAGCAGCGACGACGAGCACGAUGUUGGGAUGAGAGUCGGAGCUGAAUACCAAGCCCGGAUCCCUGAAUUUGAUCCAGGUGCUACAAAGUACACAGAUAAAGACAAUGGAGGAAUGCUUGUAUGGUCUCCAUAUCACACUAUUCCAGAUGCCAAAUUGGAUGAAUAUAUUGCAAUUGCAAAGGAGAAACAUGGCUACAAUGUGGAACAGGCACUUGGCAUGUUAUUCUGGCAUAAACAUAACAUUGAGAAGUCCCUUGCUGAUCUCCCUAAUUUUACUCCCUUUCCGGAUGAGUGGACAGUGGAAGAUAAAGUCCUAUUUGAACAAGCCUUUAGUUUUCAUGGGAAGAGCUUUCACAGGAUUCAACAAAUGCUUCCAGAUAAGACCAUUGCUAGUCUUGUAAAAUAUUACUAUUCCUGGAAAAAAACUCGAUCUAGGACAAGCUUGAUGGAUCGCCAGGCUCGGAAACUAGCUAAUAGACAUAAUCAGGGUGACAGUGAUGAUGAUGUGGAAGAAACACAUCCAAUGGAUGGAAAUGAUAGUGAUUAUGAUCCCAAAAAAGAAGCCAAGAAAGAGGGUAAUACUGAGCAACCUGUCCAAACUAGCAAGAUUGGACUUGGAAGGAGAGAGUAUCAGAGCUUACAACACCGCCAUCAUUCUCAGCGUGCUAAGUGCCGUCCACCUAAGGGCAUGUAUUUAACCCAGGAAGAUGUGGUAGCGGUUUCCUGUAGUCCCAAUGCAGCCAACACUAUCCUCAGGCAGCUGGACAUGGAGUUGAUUUCUUUAAAACGCCAGGUUCAGAAUGCUAAGCAAGUAAACAGUGCACUUAAACAGAAAAUGGAAGGGGGAAUUGAAGAAUUCAAACCUCCUGAGUCAAAUCAGAAAAUUAAUGCCCGUUGGACCACAGAGGAGCAGCUUCUAGCAGUGCAAGGUGUCCGCAAAUAUGGUAAAGAUUUUCAAGCUAUUGCAGAUGUAAUUGGCAACAAGACUGUUGGCCAAGUGAAGAACUUCUUUGUAAACUACAGGCGUCGGUUUAACUUAGAGGAGGUAUUGCAGGAGUGGGAAGCAGAACAAGGAACCCAGGCUUCUAAUGGUGAUGCUUCUGCUUUAGGGGAGGAGACAAAAAGUGCUUCUAAUGUGCCAUCAGGGAAGAGCACUGAUGAAGAAGAGGAGGCACAGACCCCACAGGCUCCUCGGACUCUGGGUCCAUCACCUCCUGCCCCACCAUCCACUCCAACACCAACAGCCCCCAUUGCCACUCUGAACCAGCCUCCACCACUUCUUCGCCCAACACUGCCUGCUGCCCCCGCUCUUCACCGGCAGCCUCCUCCACUCCAGCAGCAGGCUCGGUUCAUCCAGCCUCGGCCAACUCUAAAUCAGCCUCCUCCGCCUCUCAUUCGCCCUGCUAACUCUAUGCCACCCCGUCUAAACCCAAGACCAGUGUUGUCCACAGUCGGUGGUCAGCAACCACCAUCACUUAUCGGAAUUCAGACAGACUCACAAUCCUCACUGCACUAA